GCGGCUGCACUGGGAAGUCCAUCCCAGUCUGUCCCAGUUCCCUCAAAGGUCACGGAAUGGAGCGAGAACGGCUGCGGGCACUGGUGAUACUGGGAGUGCUGUCCCUGGCCAGAGGAGACCCCCCCGGUGCCUCCAGUCCGUUCCAGUACGACUGGUGUCACCUGCGCGUCGGUGGCCUCGUGGUGGCCGCGGUGCUGAGCGUGCUGGGGAUCGCCGUGCUCUUCACCGCCGCCGCCCCCCCCCGGAGCUACCACCCCCGUGUGGGACAGGAGCCUGAGAUGUCCCCAAGCGUCCCCAGAAUUGCCUCAAAGUGUCCCCAAAAUGUCCCCAAAUGGUCCUAAAUGUCCCCAAAAUGGCCCCAAAUGGCCACAAAAUGUCCCCAGAUGUCCCCAAAUGGCCUACAAUGUCCCCAAAUGUCCCAAAAUGGCCCCAAAAUGUCCCCAAAUGGCCCCAAGUGUCCCCAUAUGGCCCCAAAAUGUCCCCAAAUGGCCCCAAUUGUCCCCAAAUCCCCCAAAAUGUUCCAAAAUAUCCCCAAAUGACCCCAAAAUGGCCCCAAAUGGCCUCAAAUGGUCCCAAAAUGUCCCCAAAUGUCCCC
Melospiza melodia melodia is the source of this 595-nucleotide messenger RNA. RefSeq names its product phospholemman-like. Gene Ontology annotation, cellular component: membrane. Lineage: Eukaryota; Metazoa; Chordata; Aves; Passeriformes; Passerellidae. Gene Ontology annotation, molecular function: ion channel regulator activity. The coding region runs from base 57 to 341 and encodes 94 amino acids. The record is from RefSeq and is a predicted model, not a curated record. Gene Ontology annotation, biological process: regulation of monoatomic ion transport. The transcript is spliced from 7 exons.